Molecule: messenger RNA, 413 nt
Organism: Adineta steineri
Lineage: Eukaryota; Metazoa; Rotifera; Eurotatoria; Adinetida; Adinetidae
Source: the annotation of a GenBank genome assembly
UUCAACAAUUAACAACAUCAACAAGUCAAUCAAUUAUUUCAAUGAUUUAUAAAAAUAAUCUUGUUUAUUGUGGAAUGGAAAGUGGAACAAUUGAAAUUUUACAAUGUGACAUUAAUCAAGUAUAUAGAUGUGAAUAUGCAUCAUGUCGACAACCAUUUUCUCGUCGUGAAGAUGUUUUUAUUCAUGCACGACUUUUUCAUGUACAACAUUCUUCAACAAUUCAACGAUGUCUAUGGAAACAUUGUAUGAAAUGGGUACCAUUGAAAAAAUUUGGUGAUCAUUUACGAGUUCAUACAGAAAAUCUUGUACUAGAAACAAAACAAGAAGUAACAACAUCACCAAUACCAAAUACAUAUGGAUUUUCAUCGGAUUCAUCUAUAACAACUUAUAGUACAAAAACACUUCUUAUAUAA